AUGGGAAUGCGACUACCUGGGGACAUCUCAAACGCGGCUGACCUGUGGGAGUUUUUCGUCAGCGGCAGCGAUGCCCGUACAGAGGUCCCAGCAGACAGGUGGAAUGCCCAAAGCUUUCAACGCAAGGGGACGAAUUCCGGGACGACCAUGAGCCGGCACGGCUACUUCCUUGAGAAUCGAGACCUGGCUCUCUUUGACAAGGACGCAUUCCCCUCCAUCAGUCGGAAGGAAGCCGAGCAACUGGAUCCUCAGCAGCGCGUCCUGAUGGAGGUCGUGCAGGAAUGCUUCGAGAGCGCAGGAGAGACCAGGUGGCAGGGAAAGAACAUUGCCUGCUUUGUUGGCAGCUUUACCGAUGACUACCUCGACUUGCAGGCUAAAGAUCCGCUCUACACUGGCUUCUACAAGCUCACGGGGGCUCUGGAUUUUGCCGUGGCGAACCACAUAUCCUACCAAUACGAUCUGAGAGGCCCGAGUGUCACCGUCAGAACGGCUUGCUCAGCGGCUCUGACAGCUCUACACCAAGCAUGUGGCGCACUGCAACGCCGCGAGGUUGACGCCGCUCUGGUCUGUGGAGUGAACCUGAUCACCAGUCCAACUACUUCUAUUGCACUGAACGAGCAAGGAGUCCUGUCGCCGGACGGCUCAUGCAAGACUUUCGACGCUGCGGCCAAUGGGUACGCUCGUGGGGAGGCAAUCACCGCCAUACUCAUCAAGAGGCUCGACGAUGCGCAAGACCAGAGCAGCCCCAUCCGUGCCGUGAUAAGAGCGACCUCUGUCAACUAUGACGGAAAAGGCUCCAGUCUCGGAGCGCCAAAUCCACUUGCCCAUGAAGCUUUUAUCCGCCAAGCCUAUAAGUCUGCCGGGAUAGACGACUUCUCAAAGACGGCGUUCGUCGAAUGCCACGGGACCGGGACUCGGGCGGGAGAUCCGCUCGAGCUGACCGCUGUCGGCAACGUUUUUGGCGACGCUGGAGUCUACAUCGGUUCGGUCAAGCCAAACCUGGGCCAUUCAGAGGGAGCAUCAGGCCUCACGAGCCUGAUCAAGGCUGUUCUGGCCCUGGAGCACAGGACCAUACCGCCGAAUAUCAAGUUCAGAAACCCCAACCCGGACAUAGACUUCAAGUCCGGACGUCUGAAGGUUCCCACUUGCCCCAUACCCUGGCCUCAGCAUUGUGAAGCGCGCAUCAGCGUAAAUUCAUUCGGCUUUGGCGGGAGCAAUGCCCAUGUGAUUGUGGACUCGGCAGAGUCAUUUUGUUUGUCAAGCCAGUUGAAAAACGGACUGACGAACGGGUUGACGAACGGCCACGAGGCGUCGCUCAGUCGCUCUAUCGAGCAAUACGAACAAUACAUGCUCCAGAAUGCUCCCUCGGUGCCUGAUCUCGCCUACACGUUGAGUUCGCGGCGGGAGCACAUGGCGCAUCGAGCAUACUGCAUCACAGAUGAUGGGAAGCCGCCGCUCACCGUCUCGCGGCCUACCAAAGUGGGCAAGAACAUCCCGGAGCUCGUCUUUGUCUUUACAGGCCAAGGGGCCCAAUGGCCGCGGAUGGGCGCCCAACUUUUGGCCGACUUCCCUGUAGUCCGAGAGUCUUUUGCAAAGAUGGAACACACGCUUGCCACUCUACCGACCCCUUGUGACUUCAAUCUCCGGGAGGAGCUGUUGAAGCUGGAAAUGGACAGUUUGAUCCAAAGCGCCACCUUCUCGCAGCCGCUCUGUACGGCCCUCCAAUGUGCUCUUGUGGACCUAUUACACUCGUUGGGAGUCCGCGCCACAGCUGUUGUGGGCCACUCCAGCGGAGAGAUUGCGGCUGCGUACGCAUCUAGUGCGCUGAGCCUCCAUGAUGCCAUCACUGUCGCUUAUAAUCGUGGCAUAUGUUCAUCGGCUAUCAAGAGAUCGGGCGCUAUGGGAGCAAUCGGCCUUGGGAGAGACGAAGUUGAGCGCCUUUUGCGCCCAGGCGUUGUGAUAGGCUGUGAAAACAGCCCUGAGAGUGUUACAAUCUCGGGAGAUACCGAGGCCGUGGACGCGGUGAUAGCCGAAAUCAAGUCAUCACGACCAGAGACGCUUGCCAGGCGCCUGCGCGUCGACAAGGCGUAUCAUUCACACCACGUUGGCGACGUUGCGGAAGAGCAUUGGAAUGCUAUCAGUGGCAUCACGCCCCGUGAUCCUGUGGUUCCCUUCUUUUCAUCACUCCAUGUAAAGGAACUACAUGGCGGCAGCGCCUUGAACCACACAUAUUGGCGAUUGAACGGCGAAAAUGCAGUUCUGUUCUACCCGGCAGUGGCCGCGCUCGUCAAGUCCAACCCUCGACCCAAGGUGUUUUUGGAGAUUGGGCCACAUGGAGCCUUGGCAGGACCACUGCGGCAGAUCAUGAAGACCAUGAAGAUUCCGUUCCAAUAUGUGUCAACACUACAACGGAACUCUCACGCAACGCACAGUUUCUUGGAUGCCCUAGGCAAUCUCUAUCUCAGAGGUGUAACUCCCGACUUUGCAGAGCUGCACCAUGGCAGGAGGAAGGUAUUGACCGACCUUCCCACCUAUCCAUGGAACUACUCAGCAACCUCCAAGUUCUGGACAGAGCCUCGCCUGAGCAGAGACGAGCUUGAGCCAUCGUGGCGGAAUCUGCUCUCGACAGACAACGUCCCCUGGAUACGCGACCACGUGGUCCAGGGCAAUAUCGUUUCCCCUUCGUCGGCUUCGUUCACCGAGGUCAAAGGCGCAAUUUCCUUGCGUCACGUCAUCGUGCGACAAGCGCUGGUCAUGUAUGAGGGAAGAGACAUCGAGCUUUCCACGACACUGCGGCGCCUAAGAUUGACAGAUACGCUCGACUCUGGCUGGUGGGAGUUCAGCGUCUCUUCAUACUCACAGGACAGCGGCACCUGGAUCCCACAUUGCACCGGCGAAAUCCAAGUUUCGCUGCAGUCCACCGGAUCUAGGAUACCCCCAACCGCCACAUCGUUGCCCCGAUCUGUUGAUUCAAAAUACUGGUACAAGAUAAUGGCACGCGCUGGUCUAAGCUACGGCCCCGAGUUUAGAGGCCUGGACAAGAUCACCACCGACCCGACCAGCAACCGGGCCAGCUGCUCCGUAUCUCGGAUUAAGCGACUGCAAGAACCACCCUACCAGAUACAUCCUUGCGAGAUGGACAAGUGUCUGCAGUCGGCCUUUCUCGCCAUGACCAGAGGACUAGGUCGACGCUUUCCCAGCGCUUUAGUCCCCGUGACAAUCGAUGAAAUCACGCUGGGCAAGCAGACCGGCGCGCUGCACUUGGAGACCAGUGCCCAAGUUGAGGCAGGCCGUGGAGACGUGGUCGGGGACAUCGCAGGCUACGAUGAUCAAGGCUCCAUGGUGUUUCGAAUCAAGGGCCUCCGAGCAUCCGUUCUCCACGCCGUAGGUGACGACAAGCAGCAGGAGAAGGCCCAUGCAGGCGCUCGUGUGCGAUGGAUGCCUGACAUUCGCUUCUUGGAUCUUGCCAAGUUGGUUCGCCCCCGGCCCGACCGACGCGACCAGAUAAUCCAACUCGAGACUCUAAGCCUGCUUCAUAUAGUGGACCGCGCUGCAAGGUUGGACCCGUCCCAGCGUCCCGGUGGCUAUCUUGCGAAGCACUUCAAGUGGCUGCUAAAGCAGUAUGAGGCCAUCAAAAACGGCCACAGCGAGGUCGUGCCUGACUGUCAGAAACUCGUCGAGCUGGGCGAGCAAGACCGUCGGAGCUCCAUCCGGAGUAUACAGAAAGCUUUGUCCGAAACAGAGGUUGCCGCGCCAGCAGCAGCUGUCAGCAGGGCAUUCGAGAUUGUGCAAGAGGUGUUUGACGGCAAAGCCGAGGCGGUGGAAAGCCUAUUCCGAGAUGACACGCUGGCCAACCUGUACCGUUUCAUGGACUUUGGGUAUUGCCAAGACUUCUUCCGAUGCCUCGCACACGCUAGACCGACUAUGCGCAUCCUUGAGAUCGGGGCAGGAACCGGCGGCGCCACAAGAAAGGUUUUGAGCAACCUGUUCUCUUCCACCAGCGAGCCGAUGUACAGCUCUUACACCUUCACCGACGUCUCAGCAGGCUUCUUUGCCACCGCCAAAGACGCACUUCAGGGAAUGUACCCAGGGAUCAGGUAUCAGGUCUUGGACAUAUCACAAGACCCAGUUGCCCAGGGGUUCGGGGAAGGCGAAUAUGACCUCAUUAUCGCUGCCAAUGUCUUGCAUGCGACACCCAGUCUUCAGAAAACAUUGUCAAAUGUCAAGAGACUUCUGAAGCCGGACGGAUAUUUAUUCUUGCAAGAGGUGAGCCUUCAAUCAACCUGGAUAAGCUCCAUUUUUGGCCUCCUCGAAGGAUGGUGGCUUGGAGAAGAAGACGGCCGAGUCGACGAGCCGUAUGUGAAUGUCGACAGGUGGCAGCACGAACUGCAGAAGGCCGGAUUCCGAGGCACCGAACUUGCUGCCUAUGAUCACGAAACGCCUUACCAGGUCAACGUCUGCAUCGUUUCCAGGCCGUCGCCGGUUGACGCCAAGCCCUCGAAGCAUGUCACUCUGCUGAGCCAUGACUUUGGCUCUACUCUCUACACAGCUGCUGCCCAAGUGUUCACGAGCCAGGGCUACCAACUGUCCGGUGAGCAGCAGCUGUCCGGUGAUGUGGUUGUGUCACUGCUCGACCUGGAAGGGCCCGUUUUUCAUCACAUGUCACCGGAGAGGCUCCAGAGCCUGCAAUCCUUCUUCAGGCAAUGCAAGUCCACGAACAUUAUAUGGGCAACGAACAGCGCGCAGGUCGACUGCCGAGAACCCCACCAUGCCAUGACAGUAGGCGCCAUCCGCACAUUGCGAGGGGAGUUGGGCCUCCCCAUUACGACGGUUGAGCUCGAGAACACCAGUGAUCAGGCUCUUCUGUCUCUUCUCCGGGUGCUAGAAGCUCAGCAACAACAUCCUCCUUCCCGUGACACCACCGCCUUCGCACUGGACGCAGAUUAUGAGUACAGCUACUCCAACGGUCUGGUGAUGAUACCGAGGAUUAUCCCAUUUUCCAUUGCCGACCAACUGCUCGAUGACGGGCCUCUUGAACAUGGGUCAUCCGAAAAGAGAAUCGAACUGCAGGCCAGCAACGGAGGCAUCGACAGCCUCCGCUGGGUCGCCACACCACCCAAGCAUUGCGGCGAGUUCGAGGUGGAAAUCGACGUCAAGUUUGUCGGGCUCAACUUCAAAGACAUGCUGAUCGCCUUGUCCCUCGUGCGGGAUGCCAAGUCGGAGCUGGGGUUGGACGGCGCUGGCGUCGUCCGCAACGUCGAAUCCAAAGUGACGAGAGUCAAGCCGGGAGACAGAGUCAUGUUCUACUCGGGUGGUGCGUUUACCAGUCGGAUCACCAUUCUCCACCAUCUCUGCAUCGGAAUCCCGGAGCGGCUGGCGUUCGAGGAGGCAGCAACCAUGCCGUGUGUCUUAGCUACUGCCAUCCACUCGAUCCUCGAGCUUGGAGGACUGCAGAAAGGACAGACAGUCUUGAUACACUCUGCCUGCGGAGCAGUCGGCCUCGCAGCGCUUCAGCUGUGCCGUUUUACGGGCACAACCAUCUAUGCCACAGCUGGUACUGCCGAAAAAGUGCAGUACUUGCAGGACAAGUUUGGGAUUCCUCGGGACAUGAUAUUCAGUUCCCGCGAUGCUUCCUUCGCGGCAGGCGUGAUGAACGCCACAAAUGGGAGAGGUGUCGACUUGCUCUUGCACACCUCGUGGCAAUGUGUGGCCAAAUUCGGGAGGAUGGUGGAGAUCGGAAAGCGCGAUUUCCAGGGCCACGCGAAACUCCAGAUGAGCGUCUUCGAAGGAAACAGAUCCUUCUUUGGGGUCGACCUCCACGAGAUUGCCGCAGAGGCUCCGCAUGCCUUUUCAAGGCUUCUGGCCAAGACCAUGACACUAUAUGAGCAACAAGGCUUGAUUGAUCCUAUUGCUCCCGUCACGCUGUACGAAGCGUCUGAGGUCCAGGCUGCCUUUCGACAUAUCCAACAGGGUAAACAUAUUGGGAAAAUUGUUGUCCGCAUGCCAGCAACGCAAAAGCAAGAAGAUGCAUCGCCCGUCGAAAGGCAGCCCAGGGCACUAAACCUCGACCGCAACUCUGCGUAUCUCCUUGUAGGGGGGAUGGGAGGCCUAGGGCGCGUUGUCUCUUCCUGGCUUGUCGAGCACGGAGCUAGACAUCUGAUCUUCCUGUCUCGUUCGGGCUGUACGGUGCAAAUGUUUUCGGGAAGUAUCGCGAGCCUGGACGAUGUUUCGAGCGUAGUCAAAGGAGCCACAGCGCCGAUUAAGGGAGUCCUCAACCUAUCCAUGGUUCUCCAGGACCGAGCAUUUCUGGACAUGACGCAAGAAGACUGGGACACGGCCGUGCUGCCAAAAGUGCAGGGAACUUACAACCUACACCAAGCCACCAAGGAUGUGCCACUGGACUUUUUCGUGCUGUUCGGCUCCUUUUGCGGCAUGAUCGGGCAAUGGAGCCAGGCCAACUACGCAGCCGCCAACACCUACCUCGAUGCGUUCGUCCAGUAUCGCCACCGCCUCGGGCUCCCCGCCUCCGUCAUGGACAUUGGCGUGGUUGAGGAGCAUGGCUACGUCAGCCGUAGUGCGGAGCUGACCGCCACCUUCAAGAACUGGGGUGCUGGGAUGAUCCAGGAGCAGGACCCCCUGGAUGCUCUCCAACUAUCCAUUCAGCAGUCGACCCGGCCAGCUGACAACAACAACACUUCGCUGAUGAUCGGACUGAAGACUUCCAAGGCGCUGUCAGACCCCUCGACUCGGGUCCGCUGGAGGCGAGACGCGCGCAUGGCCAUCUACCACAACGACAGCGGCGGGGUCCAAGUCCAGAGCGAAAGCAAGGAAGACGACGCGGGGCUGAGGACCUUGUUGGAGAGCGCGGCGGAUGAUCCGGCCAUUCUCGAGGAACCUCGGAACUUGCAGGCCCUUACGCGGGCUAUCGGGCUCAAGAUCCACGACCUCAUGCUGCUCCCGCCAGAGGAUCUCGACACCUCGGCCAGCUUGGCGGUUAUCGGGGUUGACUCGUUGAUCGUGAUGGAAAUCCUGGGCUGGUGGAAGACGACGUUCAAGUUCUCUGUUGGCGCUCUUGAGUUUUUGAAUUGUGCCACGAUAGACGGUGUUGGGAGAUUUGCUGCCGAGCGGUUUCCAAAAACACUAAAAUAG
Phialemonium atrogriseum is the source of this 7149-nucleotide messenger RNA. RefSeq lists its product as uncharacterized. Gene Ontology annotation, biological process: secondary metabolite biosynthetic process; fatty acid biosynthetic process. Bases 1 to 7149 code for a protein of 2382 amino acids. Gene Ontology annotation, molecular function: phosphopantetheine binding; fatty acid synthase activity; oxidoreductase activity. The transcript has 13 exons. The record is from RefSeq and is a predicted model, not a curated record. NCBI's taxonomy places the organism in Eukaryota, Fungi, Ascomycota, Sordariomycetes, Cephalothecales, Cephalothecaceae.